Tarenaya hassleriana is the source of this 1345-nucleotide messenger RNA. RefSeq names its product protein trichome birefringence-like 37. The transcript is spliced from 5 exons. The record is from RefSeq and is a predicted model, not a curated record. Gene Ontology annotation, cellular component: Golgi apparatus. Bases 42 to 1205 code for a protein of 387 amino acids. Gene Ontology annotation, molecular function: O-acetyltransferase activity. Lineage: Eukaryota; Viridiplantae; Streptophyta; Magnoliopsida; Brassicales; Cleomaceae.
UUUCAUAAAAGUAACACACCCUUGAAAAUAGAGAGAGAGAAAUGGGUCAGAGACUAAUCUCUCUCUCACUUCUUACACUUCUGCUACUGACCAUAUUCUUGUCCGGAGCUGACAAAGCCUCGGCCGAUUCGGGGAACAGACGCCACGUCAGCCACCAGAACAACGGCAACGAAACCGCCGUGCCCGGUGGCGACGGCGGAGUAGGGAGGCUCCUGAGAGGCGGGAAGCAGACAAGUGGGUGUAACUUGUUCCAAGGAAGGUGGAGCAUUGACAUCUCUUACCCUCUCUAUGAUUCUUCUUCAUGUCCCUUCAUCGACGAUAAGUUUAAUUGUCUCAAAUUCGGUCGACCCGACAAGCAGUUUCUCAAAUAUUCUUGGCAACCGGAUUCAUGCGACAUUCCCAGGUUCAAUGGGACUGAAUUCUUGAGGAGAUGGAGAGGGAAACGAGUCCUGUUCGUGGGCGACUCACUGAGUCUGAACAUGUGGGAAUCGUUGGGAUGUAUGAUCCAUGCGUCGGUACCAAACGCCAAGACGACUUUUUCGAAGCAUGGCCCACUCUCUUCCAUCUCCUUCGAGGAAUACGGCGUCACAUUGUAUCUAUACCGAACACCGUACCUAGUGGAUAUCUCCAAAGAAAGCGUAGGCAGAGUCCUUAACCUAGACGCCAUAGAUGGUGGAUCCAACCUUUGGAAAGGAAUGGACGUUCUCAUCUUCAAUUCUUGGCAUUGGUGGCUCCACAAAGGGAAAAAAUCACAAGGAUGGGAUUAUGUGAGAGAUGGGUCUGCUUUGAAGAGCGAUAUGGACCGUUUGGAGGCGUUUUACAAAGGAUUAAGCACGUGGGCCAAAUGGGUUGACCUCAACGUUGAUUCUUCCAAGACCCGAGUUUUCUUCCAAGGCAUCUCUCCCACGCAUUACCAGGGAAGGGAAUGGAACGAGCCGAAGAAGACAUGUAUAGGGCAAACGGAGCCCCUGAGUGGGUCAACUUACCCGGGCGGCCCACCGCCGGCUACAGCCGUCCUGGCCAAAGUCUUGAGCUCGAUGAGAACGUCUGUCUACUUGCUCGAUAUUACGAUGUUGUCGCAAUUGAGAAAGGAUGCUCAUCCAUCCACUUAUGUUGGUGAUGGCGGCACUGACUGCAGCCAUUGGUGUCUCCCUGGUUUACCCGACACUUGGAACCAGCUUCUAUAUUCAGCUCUUUCCAUGUGAAAGAAUCUCUCUCUAUACAUUCUUGGAAGUUCAUAGAAUCUGACAAUACUAUGUUAUAAAGAAAAGGACAAAAUUUACAGGAUGAACUGUAAAGUGAUUCUUUUCGUGGAAAACAAUAAUAUAGUUUUCUUUCGUUAUGA